Molecule: messenger RNA, 1542 nt
Organism: Mixia osmundae IAM 14324
Lineage: Eukaryota; Fungi; Basidiomycota; Mixiomycetes; Mixiales; Mixiaceae
Exons: 6
Coding region: 1-1542 (513 amino acids)
Biological process (GO): rRNA processing; ribosomal large subunit assembly
Cellular component (GO): preribosome, large subunit precursor
Molecular function (GO): rRNA binding
Source: RefSeq, a predicted model, not a curated record
AUGGCUCGUCGGCGCAAGACCAGGACACACCUGCUCAACGCGCCUCCUGCAGCGGUCAACGGCAAGAAUGCGAUACCAAAGUCUUUCGUCGUCGUCUCUGGGGAAGUGGGCUCUUCGGCGCAACAGCUCGUGAGAGACAUUCGCAAGAUACUCGAGCCCAACACUGCUUCCCGGCUAAAGGAGCGAAAAAGAAAUCGACUACGAGAUUUUAUCGCCAUGUCGGGACCUUUGGGUGUCAGCCAUCUGAUCGUCCUAUCGCAGAAGCUCGACGAUCUUGAUAUGCCAGAGACUGCGCUCGCUGGCUCGAUCGCAAAUGUCAAUCUGCGCCUGUCACGCCUGCCGCGAGGUCCGACGCUGAGCUUCAAAGUCCUGCGAUAUGCCCUCAUCCGGGACGUCCUCAACAUGUCCCGAAGACCGCGCAGUCCAGGCGCAGAAUAUGCGACCGAGCCCAUGCUUAUCCUGAACAAUUUUGGAGGAGAAGACAAGCAUCUCCAGCUGAUGACGACCAUGUUUCAAAAUCUCUUCCCGCCAAUACAAGUCCAUACUAUGCAUCUGACACAAGCCCGACGCGUCCUCUUGCUGUCUUACAAUGCUACCACCCGAACUAUCGAGCUUCGCCACUAUCUCAUCACUGUCAGGCCGUUAGGUAUCUCUCGUCCGAUUCGCAAGAUCGUGCAAGGCGCAGCAGCGCAUAACAGGAUGCGAGCGAGCUCUGUCGCGUCGGAUAACCUUACCGGCCUCAAUCGGCCGCGCAGAGUCGUCAGCCUCGCCAGCGCACACGAUAUAUCGGACUAUGUACUUCAGCGAGCAGGUCUCAGCGAGAGUCCUGUUCGCGAGGGCACGCCUUCGUCCGUAGGCACAGGCGGGUUCGAUGCAGCCAUCUCUUCUGCCUCCGAAGCGUCAUCAGACGAGGAGGAUCCCGACUCAAAGGCGGUCUCUCUGCCACAAGACUAUGUCGGGCGAGGUAACCGUCGCAGCGAGAAGCGGGCUAUCAAGCUCACCGAACUCGGACCAAGGCUCGAGCUGGGCUUGACCAAAAUCGAAGAGGGCGUCACGGGCGCUGGCAGCAAAGGCGAGGCAGGCAGCGUACUCUUUCACGAGCUGGUCCACAAGACCAAGAAGGAGGCAGCAGACAUUGCUCGUUCGCUUGCCGAACGCCGGAAGCUGCGAACGGAGCGGCGCACAGAGCAAGAAGCCAACGUUGCCCGCAAGAGGGCUGCACAAGCAGAGCUCAAGGCGGACAAGAGAAAGGCAAAGAAUGGCGACACAGCCGAACAGAACGAUGCCGGCGCAGAUGGCGCGGACGUUAGCGAAAGCGAAGACGAACAGGAGCUUGUCGAUGGCGCGGCGGAUCAAGUAGAGGAAGAGAACGAGUUCGCUUAUGAGGAUCAAUUCGACCUGGCUGCGCUCGGCGAUGAUCGAUCAGACGAGGAAGACCUCUUCGACGUUCCCGACGAGGAGGAGCCCGUACCGGACAGUGGUGCGGAACAGCCAGGCGGGGAGCCCUACGAUGCUCGUCAGACGAAGAGGACAAAAGCUUAG